AUGGGGAUCAAUGAGACCUCAUCGGAAGGUGGAAACUAUCCUGAAGAUAGGAAUACUCAGGUGCUCGACAAAUUGGCGCGAUUUAACCGUGAAAAGAUACCCGAGCGAGCUGUGCAUGCCAAAGGUGCAGGGGCCUACGGAGUGUUUGAGGUCACCGCCGACAUAUCCGAUAUUUGCGAUAUUGACAUGCUACUCGGAAUAGGGAAAAAGACACACUGUGUCACGCGAUUUUCUACCACCGGCCUCGAGCGUGGCUCCGCUGAAGGAGUCCGUGAUCUGAAGGGCAUGGCGACAAAAUUCUUCACUAAACAGGGUGAAUGGGACUGGGUGUGCCUGAACUUUCCAUUCUUUUUCAUCCGCGACCCAGCAAAGUUCCCCAGCCUGAUGCAUGCCCAGAGACGGGAUCCUCAGACCAACUUGCUGAAUCCCAACAUGUACUGGGACUGGGUGACAGACAACCAUGAAGCGCUGCAUAUGACUCUGCUACAAUUUAGUGACUUUGGGACCAUGUUUAACUGGCGCACUCUUAGUGGCUAUAUGGGCCAUGCUUAUAAAUGGGUCAUGCCGGAUGGUUCCUUCAAAUACGUGCACAUAUUUCUAUCAUCGGACCUUGGGCCCAACUUCACCGACGGCGGACAAGGAAGUAACUCAAACAAAGACAGUGAUCCAGAUCAUGCCACUAGGGAUCUUUACGAGGCGAUUGAGCGCGGUGAACAUCCCAGCUGGACUGCCAACAUCCAGGUCGUGGAUCCCAUGGAUGCUCCAAAGCUAGGAUUCAAUAUCCUAGACGUGACAAAGCACUGGAACUUGGGCACGUAUCCAUCAGGCGUGUCACUGAUUGAAUCACGACCAUUCGGCAAGCUCACGCUAAAUCUGAAUGCCCAAAACUACAAUUCCGAGAUUGAACAGCUUGCUUUCUCCCCAUCAAAUAUGGUCCCGGGGGUUGAGCCGUCGGAGGAUCCAGUGUUGCAAGCGCGAAUGUUUGCAUACCCGGACGCUCAACGAUACCGUCUUGGUCGUCAGAAGCCACCUGUCAAAACAACAGAGAGCAAAAUACACAAGAACCUGGGACCUGAAUUUGUGGACUGGGUUGCUCAGACUUCCUCGAAGACUUGGUCGCAGCCAAAUGCCGACGACUAUAAGUUUGCUGGAGAGUUUUACAGUGUCCUUCCUGAAUUUCGCAGCAAGGAGUUUCAGGACAAGAUGGUCCAGAAUAUCGUUGAGUCCGUGUCACUGACGCGUGAUGAUAUUAGACAGAAAGUAUACCAGACCUUUGGGUUGGUUCAUUCUGACCUUGCGCACCGUGUCCGUCAAGGUGCUGAGAGCCUUAUUGCGGACCGAACUCAUGGACUUGCUCCAAGGGAAGUCCCAGGGUCGGCAAAACUAUAG
This is a messenger RNA of Penicillium lagena, 1389 nucleotides long. RefSeq names its product catalase easC (gene fgaCat). Gene Ontology annotation, molecular function: catalase activity; heme binding. The transcript is spliced from 2 exons. NCBI's taxonomy places the organism in Eukaryota, Fungi, Ascomycota, Eurotiomycetes, Eurotiales, Aspergillaceae. The record is from RefSeq and is a predicted model, not a curated record. Gene Ontology annotation, cellular component: cytoplasm; peroxisome; mitochondrion. The coding region runs from base 1 to 1389 and encodes 462 amino acids. Gene Ontology annotation, biological process: hydrogen peroxide catabolic process; response to hydrogen peroxide.